UGUUUCGGUAGGCUAAAGGGACUGAGAGCACGCUUAGCUGGCGGGAGUGGGCGUAUAGACCAAGAAGGAGGCACCUGGAGGAAGACAGAUUUCUCGGUAAAGGCUCCGAUGGCCGGCAUAACGCUCGGAAGAGCUUGGCAGCAGAUGUCUUGGUUCUAUUACCAGUAUCUGCUCGUCACCGCGCUCUAUAUGCUGGAACCCUGGGAGAGGACUGUCUUCAAUUCCAUGUUGAUUUCCAUUGUUGGAAUGGCAUUAUACACUGGAUACAUCUUCAUGCCUCAACAUAUCUUGGCAAUAUUACACUACUUUGAAAUUGUACAAUGAACACAGUGUGCUCAAGAAGCAACGGACCAGAGAUCCAUUGAAGGGAAGAAGCAACCUCCCUUGAUGAAAUGAGACUUCAGCAGAUUCCAGACAUAUGUUAUGAAUAUAAAGACUAAAUUUCAUUUUAGUAGGACAAGGAAGCAAUCCUGAUUCAUGUGUUGUAUUCAUUAUUCAAGUGUUGCCUCACAUAAUAAUUUUGUCUGUUUUGACAUUGUGGUGGUUUGUACUCUAAAUAUCAGUAUUUUCUUAGCCUUUGGAACUGUUUCACUAUUGUUCUGUGAAAGCUUUUCUUAAUGUAACAUUGAGUAAAUUUUGAUUGCUUUCAAUUUUUUAAUCUGACAUCAUUAAUUAGGCCUCUUGCUUCGGCAAUUGUCUGGCACAAAAAUCUACCAGGAUAUAUUUCUAGCAUUGACCAAAAUUUUGUAGAAAUAAUAAGAAGAUGAAGAGGGAAUACUUCAGUUGAGCAUAAGAGACUUCUUUGUAAGUUUAUACUCAGGAGUAGUUUCAGCUGUCUAGACUGCUCAUUAUAAAACAUUUAUUUUGCUUUAGUGUUAUUAAAAAAAAAAAACAAAGUAUUUCUCCCCUUAAUAGUGAAAGAGCAAAGAAGAUCUUUCCACUGUUAGAAUAAAGGAAUACCUAACCUUUUAAUAGUUAACCCUAAUUUUAUGGAUUUCACAUUGACAAAAACGUUCUAUAAUAAAAUGCUUGGAGAAGUAAUUAACUUACUUAGCAGCAUUAUUAUGGAAUGCUGACCUCAAAUGGUAGUUUUAUUAAGUAAACAGUAAAAGAUUUCCCUAAAGAGUAUCACUAACAUUGUAGCCCUGUAAAAUUGAAUUUCAAGAUUGUAGCUGGUGCUGAAAAAUAAAAAAACAAACAUAUUGUUCACAUUGAAUGACUAGUAAAACUAUAAUCCAAGGAACUUUACAAACUUGUUAAAAUAGCAUUUCACAUUUUAUGAUAUGUGUACAUUAGGGUGUGCUUUAAAACUUUAAGUUUCGAAACCAGAAUUUUUCUGUGGUGAAGGUUGAUUAUCAGAAUCAAAGUCAACUGAUGGGAAAACUUCUUUGUUUAAGAUUAAUGCUAUUCUUAAUUUUAAUCUCAUGUUGUGUAUUUUUUUUCUGUUCUAAAUUUUAUUGCGACUAAAGAGUAAUCAUUUUUAA
Messenger RNA from Trichosurus vulpecula (common brushtail), 1484 nucleotides. Its product is annotated as serine palmitoyltransferase small subunit A. Gene Ontology annotation, cellular component: serine palmitoyltransferase complex. Lineage: Eukaryota; Metazoa; Chordata; Mammalia; Diprotodontia; Phalangeridae. Gene Ontology annotation, biological process: ceramide biosynthetic process. Gene Ontology annotation, molecular function: serine C-palmitoyltransferase activity. The transcript is spliced from 2 exons. The record is from RefSeq and is a predicted model, not a curated record. The coding region runs from base 109 to 324 and encodes 71 amino acids.